UUUCAAGCUCCAACUGACGCUGCAUGCCAGGAUUCUUCCUAGAGUCCCGAGCUCCUCUGCCGACAAGUCAUUAAUUAUCCGUCUUGUGGCCCCGGCUAAAGCCAUCUCAGGGUGUGCCCAGACUCGAAAACCUUUUGUUUUCAAACAGCUGAGGACAGAUGCCUUCAAAUAGGUAACCGAGUAGGGCUAAAGGUUGUAUGUCUCCGUUCUUAGUCUUUCUCUGCUUUUAAACUAGUCGAGCCUAUUUGCUAAAGUUUCUUUUACCACGUACAUUAUCUUAUAUAGUUUCCAGAUUAUGAAAGUCAGGAAGUCUUCAGCAUGGAGAAGUUGUUUAGACUGGCCCAGGGAGUCGAUAUAUGAAAGUUGCUUGUUAGGUGCAAAAAGAAUAUGUGUUGGUGAUUUAUGACCGAGGAUUGCGUACUAAGGCAGUUUUCAGUUUCUUCCUUUCCCAGUUUACUCCACGGAAAUCCCAAAAUCGCACCAUGUGAUUACUAUGGGAUCUUUUUUGAUAUUAGGUUUGAGGUUGCUAAGUGUGAAACAACUAGCUUUUCGAAAACGUAUGAUACAGCAGAUGCGAGCUGCUUUGGUGAUCAGGAGGACGGCUAAUCAUUCAAAUAUGGCCUGAAGGUGGAUGGUUAUAUUGAAACCUAAUGUCUCCUGUGUGUAAACAAGAGCACUUUAGAGAAAUAAAACAAUAUGACUUUUGCGUUGCAUUUGAGCACACCACACAUCAUUAAUUGGCGUUUUAAUGGUGUACAUAUUUCAUGAAUUCACAGGUUGUGCAUGUAAUGAAUCUCUCAUUCCGUUAUUUCUAGGAAUAUAAAGCGAUCAAUCUCGUAUUUCUAGGCCUAUGACAUUCCUGUUCAAAUCUACAUGUCAUAAAUCCAAAUGUAAUUUGCCAAUCUAUAUUUAGACUUCCCAAUCGUUUGAACCUGGUCACUGCAAGCCAGUACACAACAGGGCUUGAAUUAAGAAUGUUUUCGCAUUUUCAUGGAAGGAGAAGGUUAUGCUAAACUACUGUCAUACUCCAAUCAUGUUUAGACCAAUACCCUGUAUGAGAACCUGAUCUAUAUUUACUACUUAUAAAAUGCAGGCAUUCAGAGAUCGCCAUUGUACUUUGGUAUUCCGCCUCUUAAGACCAACAAAAAACGUGUUUCAACGCUUUAUAAAAAAUAAAAAAUAACCCACAAAAACAAAAAUGACUAUGACUUAAUUGAUUUUAAAUGAACAACCAAUAGUUGAUAGAGCACCAGAUGCAGGGAGAAAAUUAGAGUAGCCAUGCUGUUAAUGACCUGCAAGAUUGUAUAUAUUCUCCAUUCUAUACACGAUCUUUUAAAGAGUACAUAUAGCCUUCGGUACACAGUUCAGAUUCCUAUCUUAUUAUAGAUUAUCACAAGAAUUGUUACCUCACUGUGGCACAUGACGUGCUAGUUUUGGGGUUCAGAUAAGUGUAUUUAAAUAUACGGGAUACAACUCCAUACACAAAAGCGUUGCAUUAUAAUACUAUCUUUAAAUGUUUAAUUAAAUAAUUCCAUGUAUUGUUAAGUCAACUAACACACUGGAGUUAUUUUCUUGUGAGACCUUUGGCAUAUUUGGUGAGGUUGGCACUUUUUACAGCCAGAGGGCAUAGGGCUAAGUUGACCCAGAUCCCCCCACUUGUCCUCAAUGUGGGUCUGCAUUCAGGCCAGGUUAAAAAUUACCCACUGCUCGCCUAGUUCCUAUUUAAAAAUUAACUUUUUUUACAAAACAGUUAAUGGCGUGAAUUCUGAGGUUGGUGUAGACGAAGAAAGAUCUCUCUCCAUCUUUAUUUACACCACACACAAACAAACAGUAUAUCAAUAAAUAAAUAAUACACACAUAAAUAUAAGAAAACUCCAGAAUCGUAAAGUAGUUCCAGGUUAUAAGAAAACGCAUUUUAAUAGAAAAUUAUUAAAAAAAAAGCUAAAUGUUCCUCUAAACAUACUCUUACCAUUUCCUGACAGGCAGUUUAAUAGGGAUCGAUAAGGACAUCUUCAGAAGGUCAUUGAGGCUCCUAUGAAAGUUAAUUGUAAUCCCGGCAUGUUUACUAUGGCGAUAUAAGCGUGGGUGUCAAAAACCAAGCCCACUGCUCUCCCACUCUCUCAGUAAUGGCAGAAAGCCAUUUAACGAUCAAAAAGGGUGCUUACAAGUGGGAAGUGUUGAAAGUUCCAUGUCAUUCGCCAGCAUGCAAACGAAAAGAAGACAUAUCGAGGCUUUCUCAGCUUAAAGCAAUCUUGUGGCUAGCGUUUUGGUUGAUAAAUUCCACUAGCUGAUUUGAUGAAAGCACACCAACGCCUGGUUUUGGAACCAAAAUUAUUUAUUUGAAGAAAAAAAAACUUCGUGGGUUCCAACAGCUGUGGAUAAUGGAUUAAAUAUCUGGCAUUUUUGGAUGCAAUGGAGUACCAUCGUGAUUAAGUUUUUACAGAGCGUGCAUCUGGCGCAUGCGUGUCACGUGAGCGCAAGAGUUGGGAAAUUAUUUUGGAUUUGCGGACAGGGCCUUUCUGGUUUCUUUUUCUCUGUAACUCUGCUGUUCACAACUGUCUGAUAAGAAUACGGAAAAUAUGAGAUCGGCAAUGCUCUGAAUUCUACAAAAUGCCUUACGAGCCCCACGCAGCCCGUGGACGUACACAUCGAGGAUUGAUACAGAUAUGUAAGACAUUACAAGGGGAUUCCAAAGUACUCGAUUGAUCAUUAAUCUGUUCCUUUGGGUUAUCAGGAAGCUGUAUCCCUGUAUAAAAUCUAGACGUGAAAGACGUUAUCUCGGUCAGCUUCCAAGAGGCCGUUGGAAAAAGAUCGUCACGUGACAUCUGGUGCCAAUGUUCUUCCAGAAGGUCGUCAGGACCCUGGUAGCCGGUAACGCGACUUUUGGAAAUGCAGAAAACGACCUACUACGACAACUCGACACUAUUCGGAGGUUACUCGUACCAGGGGGCCAAUGGUUUCGGCUAUGAGUCCCAGCCAGCCGCCUUCCAGAGCUCGGCGCACCUCGAGGGUGAUUACCAGAGGUCUGCCUGCUCUCUGCAGUCCCUCGGCACCAGCGCACCCACACAGUCGCAGCAUGCCAAGACGAAAGAGCUCAACGGCAGCUGUAUGCGGCCUAGUCUGCCACCUGAGCACCACCCACCGCCCCAAGUCUCCCCUCCUCAAAACCCUGUGAAUCCAACUGGAUCUAGCGCCCCCCAGCAGCAAGGUGGCAGCAGCAGUGGUGGGGCUGGCAGUGGAAACACGACCAAAUCCUCAUCAAAGUCAUCUACGCUUGCCCCGAAUCCGACCAUCAGCAAGCAGAUCUUCCCCUGGAUGAAAGAGUCGCGUCAGAACACCAAGCAAAAAAACAGCUCCCCCAGCGCAAGCUCAGCUAACGCGGAGAGCAGUGGUGGUGAGAAAAGCCCUCCGGGUUCUGCGGCUUCCAAGAGAGCACGCACAGCCUACACGAGUGCUCAGCUUGUGGAGCUUGAGAAGGAGUUCCAUUUCAAUCGGUACUUGUGCAGGCCUCGACGUGUGGAGAUGGCCAAUCUUCUCAACCUUAGUGAAAGGCAGAUCAAGAUCUGGUUCCAGAAUCGACGCAUGAAGUACAAGAAGGAUCAGAAAUCGAAAGGUAUGGGUUCCUCCUCAGGAGGGCCAUCUCCCACUGGAAGCCCUCCCCUCUCAAUGCAGUCCUCUGCUGGUUUUAUGAACUCCAUGCACUCUAUGGGCAGCUAUGAUGCACCGUCACCACCAUCUUUUAACAAGCCUCAUCAAAAUGCUUAUGCCAUGUCAACAGCUUAUCAAAAUCCCAUGAAAGGAUGCCCAUCACAACAGAAGUACGGUAGCACAGCAUCGGAAUAUGACCCACACGUUCUACAGGGUAACAGUGGCAAUUACGGGACGCCUAACAUGCAGGGUAGUCCUGUUUAUGUGGGAGGUAAUUAUGUGGAUGCCAUGCCUGCCACUGGGCCAUCCAUGUAUGGUCUCAAUCACUUACCACACCACCAGUCUGCCAGCAUGGACUACAAUGGUGCCACACAGAUGUCAGCCAACCAACAUCAUGGACCGUGCGAUACACACCCGACAUACACGGAUCUGUCAGCGCACCAUUCUUCUCAGGGUAGAAUUCAAGAAGCACCCAAGUUGACUCAUCUGUAGCAGGUUUGGACAAAACAAAAAGGAAAAAUAGAAACAAAAACCCAUGGGAUGAUGCAAUGGGGUUGAAAAACAUGAUCCAGUGGUUUCUUGCCAUCUCUAGAACUGCAGUUGGUGUCAGUAUUGUCCUUUAUUCACCUGUGAGCACAAUUGUUAAUUCAGAGGAAUCCACUACAUAGAACCCGUAAAGGCCCUUUUAAAGAAAAAGGUUGGUUAAAUAUGGCUAGUUUAUGCCAAGAAAUAGAUUAUUUUACUGUAUGAACCAGUGAGGCCCUUGUUUAGGUCAUCAUGAGCAUUUGUGCCAUACAUCACAGAGUUCUCCAAACUUAGGACUGCUUAAGUGUGGAAUGUUAUUGUAUUUCUGAAACUGGCAUUAGGAAACCACUGGACUGUUUUUCAUUCAGUUCCCUUCUUUUACAUACCUCUUUUUUAAACAGCUCAUUAAACAUUUGCUUUUUUUCUGUCUUAUUUAAACUUGUCAGCCUGAAAAAAACAAAAACAAAAUGUGUGCAGUGUCUUUGGCAAGACAUGGUAGAAGUCCAUACUUGUUUUUUCACUUUGAUAAGUUGAGGAACGUUUUCAAUCUAUGCUACCUGGGCAUUCUCUCGUAAACUGGCUAGAAUUAAAUAAUUGCUUUGACGUUGGUACAGGGUAUAACAAAAAAAAAGAGUAAAAAAAAAAAAGAUCAGUGGGCGUUCAUGGCCAUCCCUACAUUUUUUAACUGAUUAAGCCCCUCCUUCGCCCUCCUACUCUUGCUCUCCUGCGCCCCCUCCCCCCUCUCUCUCUCUGGGUUUGCUUACAUUAGCCCACACUAAUGCGGAAGGCCCACACUUUCUCAUGUCUUGACUUAACGUGGAAACAGGGUAUAAUUGAACAAAAUGCAUGUCCGAGAAACCAGGCAGUGGUGUAGACGUUUCGGUUUACGCCGAUUGCUUUCUUCUCUGGGCAUCGUUGUUGCACUUAGAGUUUACAUUUUGAUGGGUAUGGGAAAAAGUAAAUCUUAUUUUGAAGCGAAAGACCUUCAAUCAGCGUCUUUCAGUAUGUGUGUUCAAAUGAACAUUCAUAAAUAUAUAUUUAUUUGUUAUAGCCAGUUUAAAUACUUUCUUUUUUGUAUUAUUUAUCCCCCAUGUAUUUAUAUCGAGAAAGUGUACUUUUUUAGUAUUUACCUGUUAUAAAAAGCAGACAUUGUGUUCUUGUCAUUGUAACUAAUUUUAGUUUCUGUAUUUUAGAGAAACGUAGGUUUUUGUUACCUUUGUACAUAAGCAAUGAUUUGACUUGUACAGGGUACGUGAGAGCGGACUCGAACCGUUCCUGCUUAGUCGGAAAAUAGACAUUAUAGCGAACAUUUCUUUUGGAAUCUUUAUUUGUUCUUUGUAGCUACUUUGAUUUUCUUGUUAACAGUUGGCUGUUGAACAAUUCUUUAAUAAAUGUUAUGUUAUUCAUUUCCA
Messenger RNA from Astyanax mexicanus (Mexican tetra), 5585 nucleotides. It is a transcript of the gene hoxb3a, whose product is annotated as homeobox B3a. Gene Ontology annotation, biological process: regulation of transcription by RNA polymerase II. Bases 2890 to 4140 code for a protein of 416 amino acids. Gene Ontology annotation, molecular function: DNA-binding transcription factor activity, RNA polymerase II-specific; RNA polymerase II cis-regulatory region sequence-specific DNA binding. Lineage: Eukaryota; Metazoa; Chordata; Actinopteri; Characiformes; Acestrorhamphidae. The record is from RefSeq and is a predicted model, not a curated record. Gene Ontology annotation, cellular component: nucleus. The transcript has 4 exons.